Messenger RNA from Phytophthora infestans T30-4, 1095 nucleotides. RefSeq lists its product as uncharacterized. The transcript is spliced from 6 exons. NCBI's taxonomy places the organism in Eukaryota, Oomycota, Peronosporomycetes, Peronosporales, Peronosporaceae. The record is from RefSeq and is a predicted model, not a curated record. The coding region runs from base 1 to 1095 and encodes 364 amino acids.
AUGUUUCGAGUAUCAAUGGGCUUGAAGCAAAAGGAAACACCGGUGUAUGAUGGUACUGAAGACGACGACAUCGACGUGUACGUGCUCAACAUGAUAUCGUGGUACGCAGCAUACGGUCUUUACUUGAGUCAAGAUCAAGUCGGCUGGCGUGUUGGUGAGCUCAUGUUAAACUAUACAAAAGGAACCGCAAAGAAGUGGCUCCUGCAAGACUAUAAGGGCGAACGACGCUGGAAAGACCUUGUUGUGAGCUUCUUCGAUUGCAACCAAGGAAGUAAUUUUUUGGAUACAUAUAUCGACGAAUUUCAGCGUCUGAGUCGCAGCAAUGAUGUAUCCAAAAAGUACAAGAUGAUUAAAUUCAAGAAGGGCCUGCGCUCGAACCAGUUAAGGGAACUAGUUAAGACCCAGAUACACGAGUCAUUGGACGAACUGUUCAAUGCGGCCCGAUCAUUUAACCCUCGCGAUCUCGGUAAAUGUAGCUCGUCUCGGUGUCUCGCGAAGGGGCAUACAGAAGACAAGUGUUGGAUGCGGCAUCCGGAGCUGCGUCUGGCAUGGUAUAAAGAUGAAGGAGGAAAGCGACUCGGAGCUGCAUCAGCAGUGGUCGUACAUUGUAUCUCGGCUACGACAAGCGACAACGACAAAAUGUGGGAAGUGUUAAGUGCUAUUCAAUCAGACCUUGCCAAGAUCAACACCAAUGCCCAGAAUCGCGUCUUUGAUCCUGGCACAAAGGCAAAUUACAUGUACUUCGAGUCUGGAAACGGAGAAAAGAAGUUAACACCUGAACGCUAUCUAAUCAAGACGGUACGCUGCGAGAAAGAUACGACAUCCGCGGCAGCACGAACAUUUUUUGAUGAGGGAGCUGAUUUUUGUGGAAUUUCAGAGGAAUUCGUGGAGCAGCAGGGCUGGAUGAAGGGGGUUGUCGAUCAUGGCGCAAUGCAAGUAACUUAUGCUAGCGGGAAGACCGAGUCUGUGCGUCAGCAAACCAUUCAGCUAACUGUCUUUGUGGAAGAAUUGCCAGCGUUUGAGUUCGAGUUUUACCGGUGUCAUAUCCCAUAUCAGUCAUUCAUACAAGAGGUGACAGCAGGGACUGCUGCAUGA